Messenger RNA from Zychaea mexicana, 594 nucleotides. RefSeq lists its product as uncharacterized. The transcript has 6 exons. Lineage: Eukaryota; Fungi; Mucoromycota; Mucoromycetes; Mucorales; Lichtheimiaceae. The record is from RefSeq and is a predicted model, not a curated record. Bases 1 to 594 code for a protein of 197 amino acids.
AUGGCCAAACAGCAACUGGCUGUCAGGGAAAAUUAUCAAGAAAGCUUAACGGGAAACAGACACGAUUGUUUGCAAAUGAUGAGCAAGCGUGUAGUUAUGGAGCGGCUGGAUUACAGAACAGCGACAUUGUAUCAUAUAUCUCUCAGUAAACAAGUCGCUCCUACCACCAUCCGUUUGAGCUAUAACUGGUAUCAACAACAACACUUCUUGCUGAGCCUCGCCCCUGAAGUAAAGGGCAAAGAAGAAGAAGAAAAAAGCAGCCAGGUUACCGAUUCUUGUGUUAUUGAAACAAUGCCAGGUUCAUUCAAAUCACCCACCGUGAUCAGCAGUAAUGAUGAGGCUACUCCUUCGCUGAGAGGACAGCUUUUGCACGGCAUCUUUAGGCCACCAGGAGCCGACGUGUGGUUCGAUUUAUUAACAAACUGGUUAACAAACACGGAGCCUCACCCCUAUAUAGCAAAUACCAACAAAGCUAUGAUAGCAGAAACAUUUGUUACAAAGCAAAGUAUCAUACGUGUCAGUGAAGGCCAUCGACGCAUAAAGUUACCGGAUUAUGUCUGGUUCUCCCAGCACUUGGUCCUUUUAAAAGCUUGA